AUGAAGUUGCUCAUACUUGGAGCCACUGGGAAAGUGGGAGCGUGGACAGCUCGAAAGGCCAUUGAGCACGGCCACGAUGUGACGCUACAUGUUAGAGAUCAACACCGUGUUCCCGAAGAUAUUAGAAACUCUCACAAAGUGAAGAUCAUUGAAGGCAGUCUGUCCAAUGAAGAGACCCUUUCCGAAGCAAUCGAAGACCAAGAUGCAAUUUUGUCAUCGCUUGGUCCGAAUGGGCCAUUUUGUCCUAGGAAUGAACUAGCAAACGGUUACCGCCUGAUUCUCAAAUUGAUGAGGAGGCACAAUGUGCGCCGUAUUCUUGCCAUGGGCACAAUCAGCUGCUACGAUGAGCGCGAUUCCUUUGCAUUGUCUCGGCUCCUUGCGUAUAGCGUGAUUUUCGUGGUGGCACGAAGGGCACAGCUGGAAAUCUUUGGGAUCGAAAAAGUCUUCAAGGAGGAAGGUCAGGGGUUGGACUGGACACUGUACAGAGUGCCAGUGCUGGGGAGUUCUUCGGAAGAUGGCGGGAUGGCAGAGGCGGGCUGGGUGGGAGAUGGAAAGUGGAAUGUCUUUCUCCAGAGAAGAGAUUGGGCGAACUGGAUGGUACAGGAAGCCGAAAGACAUCAACCCAUGUGGGUGAGCGAGAUGCCGGCCCUGUACACACCCCGAAGGUGA
Messenger RNA from Coccidioides immitis RS, 669 nucleotides. RefSeq lists its product as uncharacterized. The coding region runs from base 1 to 669 and encodes 222 amino acids. The transcript is spliced from 2 exons. The record is from RefSeq and is a predicted model, not a curated record. NCBI's taxonomy places the organism in Eukaryota, Fungi, Ascomycota, Eurotiomycetes, Onygenales, Onygenaceae.